This is a messenger RNA of Panonychus citri (citrus red mite), 2103 nucleotides long. It is a transcript of the gene RanGAP, whose product is annotated as ran GTPase-activating protein 1-like. Gene Ontology annotation, molecular function: GTPase activator activity; small GTPase binding. The transcript is spliced from 3 exons. NCBI's taxonomy places the organism in Eukaryota, Metazoa, Arthropoda, Arachnida, Trombidiformes, Tetranychidae. Gene Ontology annotation, cellular component: cytosol; nucleus; perinuclear region of cytoplasm. Gene Ontology annotation, biological process: activation of GTPase activity; signal transduction; nucleocytoplasmic transport. The record is from RefSeq and is a predicted model, not a curated record. Bases 240 to 1811 code for a protein of 523 amino acids.
GAUCCAUUUUCUGGUUUAACCUUGAUUGUUAAUUUUUUAAUUUCUAUUCCAUUUGUUUAACUAACCAUUGGAACGGUUUGUUGACUAAUUACCGGCUAUCAGUUUGUUGUAAUUCCAUUCAAUUUUUAUAACUGUUUCUUUUGCUUACUCUCUCUCUCUCUCCUUACCGCUUGUUUUAUGUGUGUGUCUGUUUCCUUUAUUUUGUUUUUUUUAAAUAAAUAAUUUAAAGUGAACUAUCUAUGCCUCCAACAAUGAAUGAUACUGUUGACAAUUUGGCCAAUCAAUUGGAUGACCAAAAUAUUGAGAAUGAACCAGAAGUUAAGGUUACCUUUGCUGGAGCUGCGAUGAAAUUGGAUUCACAUCAUGAUGCUGAUCCCAUUGUUACCGCUAUCCGAGAUGCUCCUAAUCUUACUUACUUUAAUCUUGAAGGAAAUACUCUGGGUGUUGAAGCUGCUGAAGCAAUUUCACAAGCUCUAACAAACACCAGACAUCUCAAUCAAGCCAUUUUGAAAGAUAUUUUCACCGGUAGACUUAAAACUGAGGUGCCUCAUGCUGUAAGAUCCCUUAUGGUUGGUAUUCAAAUGUCAAAUGCCCGUUUGGUUGAAUUAGAUCUUAGUGACAACGCUUUUGGUCCUAUUGGUAUGGAAUCCUUGGCACCUUUUCUUGAAAGUGAAUCUUGUGAAAAUUUGAAAAUUUUACGAUUAAACAACAACGGUUUGGGCACUGGUGGUGGUAAAAUUCUGGGAAAAGCAUUGAGUAAUCUUACCAAAUUGGAGAUUUUUAUCUGUGGUCGAAAUCGUCUUGAAAAUCCUGGAGCAAGAGAAAUUGGUGCAUCACUUUCUGGAAUGAAUAACCUACAACAUAUUGAGAUGCCUCAGAACGGAAUCCAUUUGCCUGGAAUUGAAGCAUUGUCCAAAGCUAUUAAGAAUAAUCUAAAAAUACUGAACCUUAAUGAUAAUACUUUGACAAUUGAAGGUGGUAAAGUUAUAGCUGAUGCCUUGAGAGAAACUCGACCUCAACUUGAAAGUGUUAAUUUCUCCGAUUGUUUAUUGAAAAGCGAAGGAUUUUCACACAUUCUAAAUGCUAUGAAAGAUACUGGUAUUCUUGAAAAUUUAAAAUUUUUAGAUGUUAGUGGAAACGAAAUUGGUGGUGAUGAAGUUGUCGACUUGAUAACAAUGACAUUCGGUGAUACCUCCAAAGACUAUUCCGGUCUAACUUUAAACCUAAGUAGUAACUGUUUUGGCGAGUCUAAUUGCUUAAUUAUCUCCGAUGAUUUGAAUGAAAGGCUUAAAUUGGUUUUAGAGGAAGAUGAAGGAGGACAAGAAGAGUACGAGUUCCCUGAAGAUUAUCUUGAAGAUUCUCACGAUGCUCCAGUUCCAGAAUCUGAAAUUACUUCCGAUAAAAUUUCCGAUGAGAUUAGAGAACUGGCUGAAGACGAAGAGACAACUUUGGAUCAACUAUGUUCAACUUUUGUUAAUAUCACAAUCCAAGGUUUUGAUGAAGUAAACGGAAUUGUCAAAGAAAAUGUAUUGAAAGAAGCCGAUCUAUUGAUGAAAGCAAUGAUUGACAAAAGCCCUUCCUACGAUUCAGUACAAUCGUUAGCAGUUCACAUGGGAUUACUCAAAAGCGAAGAAGGUUAUCAUAAGAAACCGAAAGAUUUACGAGGACCUUUCAUUGCGUUAAUCUCUUCUCUAGGUCACUUGAAAAAGAACCAAGUUGAUGCAUUUCAAUUUCUUCUCAAUCGACCCAAUCCAUCAGCUGAUAGAACUGGAAAAAUAAAGCACAAACUAUUACAAGCUUUAUUUGCCUAACAAAAAGUCAACAGAGCAACAAACAUGGACCAAGUAAGAUGAAGAAAAACAUUCAAAGAAAAAUUAAAAGAAACUCAAGGAAAAUCAGAACUACAGGUUAAAGGAUUUAAGGCUCGCACUUUUCCCUUCAAGCAAAAUUCACCUCUAAACAGAUUAAUUAACUCAUUUAAACGAUCAUAUGAAUUCAAUUAUCUUCCUAUUCUCUUAAAACAUUGUAAAUUUUAAAAGAACCAAAAAUCCAAGUAAAAACCCUAAACUGUUUAAGAUUAAAUUUGUUCACCUUUUCUCCUGA